AUGGCGAACAACACGAAACCGUUGAGGUACGCAGACGUUGGCAUCAACCUUGGAGACCCUGUUUUCCGCGGGGUGUACCACGGAAAGCAAGCGCAUGAGGAUGAUUUGGACGACGUUGUCCAACGAGCCCUGGACGUGGGUUGUACCAAACUGAUGGUCACUGGCUCCAGCCUGAAAGAGUCCCAUCAUGCGGUCGAGCUCGCGAAACAAUACCCGGGCAUUUGCUUUGCGACGAUUGGGGUACAUCCGUGCUCGACGCAGGACUUUGACCAUCACGCGGGCGGCCCGAGUGCCCUCAUCAAAGAGCUUCGUGAUCUGACCCUCGAAGCAAAAGAGAGUGGACAUGCGGUCGCCUUUGGAGAAAUCGGGCUAGACUACGAUCGACUGUUCCUAUCGCCGAAGGAGAUCCAACUCAAAUAUUUCGAGCUGCAGCUGGACCUGGCAGUGGAGAUGCAGCUGCCGCUGUUCCUACACUCGCGAGCCUGCAGCGAGGACUUUGAGAGAAUCCUCAGUGCCCGCCUAGACAAGCUGCCCAAACGCGGCCUGGUGCACAGCUUUACCGGCACCAUACCGGAAAUGGAGGCACUGGUCAAGCUUGGGUUUGACAUCGGCAUCAACGGGUGCAGUAUAAAGACAGCAGAGAACCUGGAGGUGGUCAAAGCAGUUCCUUUGGAUCGUCUUCAGAUCGAGACAGAUGGACCCUGGUGUGAGAUACGAGCGUCUCAUGCCUCAUCGCAGUACCUGAGAGAUGGGCCGGUGAUCCCCAAAGCGGUGAAGAAGGAGAGAUGGCAGAAAGGGAUGAUGGUCAAAGGGCGAAACGAGUCGGCGACCAUCGUGCAGGUGGCGCACGUGAUUGCCGGCGUGAAGGCGCUGGCAGUGGAGGAAGUGUGCGAGGCAGCGUGGGCGAAUUCGACCCAGAUGUUUGGAUUGGGCCAUUAG
This is a messenger RNA of Cladophialophora psammophila CBS 110553, 939 nucleotides long. RefSeq lists its product as uncharacterized. Bases 1 to 939 code for a protein of 312 amino acids. The record is from RefSeq and is a predicted model, not a curated record. Gene Ontology annotation, cellular component: cytosol. Gene Ontology annotation, molecular function: 3'-5'-DNA exonuclease activity. NCBI's taxonomy places the organism in Eukaryota, Fungi, Ascomycota, Eurotiomycetes, Chaetothyriales, Herpotrichiellaceae. The transcript has 3 exons.